Molecule: messenger RNA, 3059 nt
Organism: Solenopsis invicta (red fire ant)
Lineage: Eukaryota; Metazoa; Arthropoda; Insecta; Hymenoptera; Formicidae
Product: acetyl-coenzyme A transporter 1
Exons: 9
Coding region: 548-2134 (528 amino acids)
Cellular component (GO): membrane
Molecular function (GO): acetyl-CoA transmembrane transporter activity
Source: RefSeq, a predicted model, not a curated record
GUCUCACGCACGUGACGUUGCACUGCGUUGCACGGAAGAAAAAAAAAACAACUUUUAACUGACGUGUCCUAAUAAGAGGCAACGUGGCAACGCGACAGCGUUCGGUGGUUUGGGGAUACCUGUCCUCGUGCCGUGUUCACUUCUUGCCCGCGUUUUUGUCAUCGCGAUGUCGACGUGAGGAAAACAGCAGGAGGACCGCGAAUUUAACGUCACGCGCUGUGUCACUUUGGCGUUCUGUACCCGUAAACAAAUUCGUGAAUCGCGACAGCGGACGGCAGUGAAAGGUUAUGUAUCCGCGAUGAUCGCGUCGUCAGCGACGACCCAACGUCGGCCAACGUGAAUCACUCGAGCCCCUCGUUCGCCGUCGUUGUUUCUAGAAUCUGAUCGUCGUCGAUGCGUCGCGUCCUAACGCCGCGUGCGUCCAUUCAUCCACGAUAUGCGGUGACGAGCGGAAAAUUCUAACCUAACGGCGAUAACCUUGAAAAUCACAGCAAGCGGUGCGUGAACGUGGUACGAGCAUUAGUAUUCAGUUGCCGAUCGACUCCGUAUGGAUGUCAGUAUGAGGCGGAAACUAGAAAAGGAGGAUCGGGUGGCGGAGGACGGCGCCGUCGACUCGACUAGCAGCCAGGAGCCGUCCGAUCUGCGCGGGGACGAGAAGAACAUCGCGAUCCUGUUCUUCUUGUACCUGCUGCAGGGCAUCCCGUUGGGAUUGUGCGGUUCGAUCCCCAUGCUGUUGCAGAAUAGAGGAGUUUCCUAUCGGCAACAGGCAGAAUUUAGUUUCGUGCAAUGGCCGUUUUCGUUGAAGCUCUUUUGGGCGCCCAUAGUUGAUUCCAUUUUUUCCCAAAGAUAUGGGAGGAGAAAAACUUGGCUGAUUCCUACGCAGUAUUUGAUGGGCAUGUUUAUGCUCCUUCUUUCGAAUUAUGUGGAUCAUUGGUUGGGCAAGGAGCAUGAAAAACCUAACAUCGAAAUGCUAACUGUGUUGUUCUUCUCCCUGAACGUACUCGCCGCGACUCAGGAUAUUGUAGUAGAUGGCUGGGCGCUUACAAUGCUUAAAAGAUGCAAUGUCGGGUAUGCGUCCACGUGUAACAGUGUCGGCCAAACAGCAGGUUACUUCAUUGGUUAUGUCUUAUUUAUUUCACUGGAGUCCGCUGAAUUUUGCAAUAGUUAUUUAAGGUCCACCCCUUCGGAUGAAGGCAUAUUAACUUUGCCUGGAUUUUUAUAUUUCUGGGGUUUGACGUUCAUCGUCACAACAACGUUUAUUGCAAUAUUCAAACACGAAGAUAAAGGCAGAGUUUCAAGAGGAGAGGAACUAAAUACGGAUAUUAAGCAUGCGUACAAGCUGUUGUGGGAUAUAGUUAAAUUACCAUCCAUAAAGACGACGAUUAUAUUUCUCUUAACUGCAAAGAUUGGAUUUUCAGCAUGCGACGCUGUAACCAGUUUAAAACUUAUAGAAGGUGGUUUUCCCAAAGAGAAGUUCGCCUUUAUGGCCGUGCCCAUGAUACCGUUGCAAAUAAUUUUGCCAUUAAUAAUCUCGAAAUAUACCGCUGGGCCCAGGCCUAUGGACGUUUACAUGAAAGCUAUGCCUUAUAGGCUGGCUUUUGGCUUGAUAGCGGCGUUUUUAGUGUGGGUUACACCGCUCCUCGUAAUCAAUGGACAUGUGCCAGCUUAUUAUUUUGUGAUAUUAAUAGGCCUCUACUUUAUACAUCAGAUUUCUGCAAGUAGUAUGUUUGUGGCAUCAAUGGCUUUUUUCGCGAAAGUGAGUGAUCCAGCAGUUGGUGGCACAUACAUGACAUUACUCAAUACUUUGUGUAACCUUGGUGGAAAUUGGCCCGCCACGGCUGCACUUUGGUUCGUCGAUCCCUUGACAUUUAGACAGUGCAGUACCGAUUACACGAACGACUGUAGCACAAUUACAGAGAGAGAGCUCUGUACAAAUACCAAUAACGGCGUUUGCAUUAUGCAGCUCGACGGUUAUUACAUAGAGAGCAUCCUCUGCUUAAUCAUAGGUUUCUCCUGGCUUAGGUGGGGUCGUAGAAAAAUUAAUAUAUUACAGGCGAAACCGAUGUCUGCUUGGAAAAUUGUACUUACCCGUAACAGAUUAUUGCACCACAGAUCAAGGCAAAUUUUAGUCUAAUGUUUGUUUGACAACCGCGUUGACAUGGAUUGCCAUAGGAACUAUAUGGACACACUAUAUAUUUACCCAUAUAUGGGGCAUGUGUACAUGCACCAUUUCCUGUAUGUUUACCAAGUGUUCCAGUUUUAUGAGAAUGUGCGCGAGGUGAAUCGAUAACGAUCCAUUCGCCUUGGGAGGCAAUAUCUAUUAUAGAAUAUAUACAGUGCUGAUUCCCACAAAGAGAAGAUAUAAUAUGAUAUAAUUUGAAAUGAAUAACGUUCCGUGCAUAUAUAUAUAUAUAUAUAUAUAUAUAUAUAUAUAUAUAUAUAUAUAAUGUGUGUGUGUGUGUGUGUGUGUGUAUAUCUAUAUAUAUUACAAUAAAAAGAUCUCUAACAGUUGUCAUCCUUACUUUCUUGAUUCAAGUCAUGACCGAGAUAUGAUUUAGUGAUAUUAAAAUAUUUAAAGAAAUAUAUAUAAUAUAUAUAUUUAACAUUAGUAAAAUGUUAUUUAUUACAUAUAAGGAAAUAUGUGUGUAUACUGUGACAUACGUAUUAUCCGUACGUAUACAUAUAUAUCUGUUAUAUAUGCAUAUUUAUUUUGUAACAAUCAACGAGUCAGAUGUUUUCCGAAAUGACAUAUUACACCAGAAGCGGAACAUGUUAUUUUUUUACAAAGCAUUAUAUAUAUAUCAUUUAGAUAAAAUUUGUAUGCGCGUAUAAACUUGUUAUCUCACUCUUUGCGAACAGUAUAUUGUUUCAAAUAAUAAUAUUUUGCACGGAAUAUACUUACAGAUAUUUCAUAGAAGUUUUGUAAAACAAACGAAGAUAUGUGCGACCGCACCGUUCGCAGUUUUUAUUGUAAAUAUAUCUAAAAGUAUUUUACGCAUAAAGAGAACGUGUGACGAAUAUUUAACGCAGGAUGUUAAUAAAAGUUUUUUGUAUAAAAA